Messenger RNA from Odontomachus brunneus, 1299 nucleotides. RefSeq lists its product as uncharacterized. The transcript is spliced from 2 exons. The coding region runs from base 856 to 1221 and encodes 121 amino acids. The record is from RefSeq and is a predicted model, not a curated record. Lineage: Eukaryota; Metazoa; Arthropoda; Insecta; Hymenoptera; Formicidae.
AUUGUUUACAGAUGUCCAAGCUAUAAAAGAAACACAACUUUAGACAUGUAUGUUGACUACAUGUGUCGUUAGCGCCAUCCAUGUGUGAAACCCGGAAACUUAGUUGCGCAUCUAGUAUUUCUCAAUCAGAACAAUUGGAUGGCGAAUGUGGCUAGCAAGACUGCAGUGAAUCAACGUCAUUACGCGAUUCCGAUUCUUUCCUUUGAAAAAAUUACGCAUUUGGACAAACUGUACUUGAACUCUUGCUGAUCUUUGGUGAGCCGCUUGGACGCUGAGCUGUGCGCCGCACAGUUCGAUCUACGUACCGACAAUAAGAUGAAGGAGAUGCGCCAAUUGGUGUUCGAGCUUGUCUCGGCUCUGUUGGAACUGCGAAAAUUCUUGAAACGUGUGAACGUCGGCAUUCAAUUUGUGUUCGACGAAGACAUCUUGAAGCGAGCGCUCUUCAACGAAAACGGCGAGGGAAGAGUGAUACGGCAGUCCACUGCCGUGCCGACCGCACCACUCGAAGAAGAGCUGACCGAUCGUAACGAAUCGAUUCGUUUUUGUGCACCUUGUGCCUAACUAUGGUGUUUCGCACCGAUCAAAAUGCGCUGCCCGAUCUGACCGACGGUAUACAUUUUUGCAGUAUAAACGGGGUGCUGAACGAUGAACACAUGAGCUAUUUGGAGUCGAGAGUGUUUCAAGGCACCGGGUAUCGAUCUCCUCGUUUCACCGCAGGCAGCAGCAGCUACGGUUACGGCGGCGCCGGCGAUGCCAGCAACAACGCCAAUGUUUCGUCCGUAAAAUUGCGCGGUACACUGAGAGAAAAGACUGGAGGAUAAUCGUCAUGGAUUGGUGUUCAAAUCGUGGGUCGACAUGGAUCGCCAGUUGCAGAAAGCGAUGACCGAGUACGUGCAUAAAGAAUUCGACGCGGCACAGGUGCUCAAAAAUAUACCGGUUUACGUGAACAUUUCUAUGUACAAGAACACCAAGCACUUUCGACUAUUGUCCAAACGAGGAGCAGCUGCAGCAGGUACCGCCGCUACGUCCAUGAACAAUUUCACGACGGGCGGUUGUCUCGCCGGUGGCAGCAACAGCAACGGCAACGAUGACGGUCUCUUGGCUCUGGUGCAGCUCGCUUUCAUGAACUACGAUUCUCAGAAAAACGCGAUUAUCGCCAAGGCAUACGUGGUGAACACCGUGUCAGCUGACGAUUUCUCCGUGUCAGCUAAUUUCUCCUGAUUGAAUGAAUUGUAUAAUGAAUGACUAUACACUGUUAAAUAUUGGAGGGUCAAAUUUAAACCAAUUUCUUAAGUUAAA